AUGUCUGGACGCGGCAAGCAGGGCGGCAAGGCGCGCGCCAAGGCCAAGACGCGCUCCUCUCGGGCCGGCCUGCAGUUCCCGGUGGGCCGCGUGCACCGGCUCCUCCGCAAGGGCAACUAUGCCGAGCGGGUGGGCGCCGGCGCCCCGGUGUACCUGGCGGCCGUGCUCGAGUACCUGACGGCCGAGAUCCUGGAGCUGGCGGGCAACGCGGCCCGCGACAACAAGAAGACGCGCAUCAUCCCGCGCCACCUGCAGCUGGCCAUCCGCAACGACGAGGAGCUCAACAAGCUGCUGGGCAAAGUGACGAUCGCGCAGGGCGGCGUGCUGCCCAACAUCCAGGCCGUGCUGCUGCCCAAGAAGACCGAGAGCCACCACAAGGCCAAGGGCAAGUGAGAUGCCCACCCCGCCAACCACUCCCAAGAUCAGCCAAAGGCUCUUUUCAGAGCCACCCACAGUUUCAUAAAAAGAACUUUGGUAACAUUUUUUUCUAACACCUAAGCUGUGUGGAGGUAACUCUUAAACCUUUUGCACUGGAUCCUACGAUUAGCUGAAUGAAUGAAUACUGAUGUUAACUACACCCCUGAAGCCACUGAGCUCCAAUAUUUUCGGUAUUGGAUGGGGGAUUUAGGUUGGUCAUUGCUUAAAGUAAAUUACUGCUCGUUCUCUGGUUCAAAACGUUACACGCUGCGCGAGUCGCCCGUCCCUCCGGUGUGCAAAGCCACUGCAGAAAGGUUCAUGAGGGCCGAUUUUUCCCCACACCCACGUCUUCUGGAUCGCCUGGGGACCAACAAGAGUAUAUGGUGACACGUUUGUGACACCUUCCGGAGUAUCGUCACACAAUUAAGCUUCUCCUUCAAACGCUCAAGAACGCUUCUACCCAUUCCCUUCGGUUGCAAUUUUUAUGAGCUGAGGAAGCGUUGUAGUGGCAUACACACAAUUCCUCGAACAUUUGCUCGUUACUCCAUUGCUUUUUUCUCAGUGACCUGUUCUCAGGAGAAUUUCCUCAGCAUAUAUAAUUAUGGACACAUUAUGCAUAGCCGUGAGAUUUACUUAAUGUUUAGAUAGUUCCAAUCAGUAUAUUUUUA
This is a messenger RNA of Jaculus jaculus (lesser Egyptian jerboa), 1085 nucleotides long. RefSeq names its product histone H2A type 1. The coding region runs from base 1 to 393 and encodes 130 amino acids. The record is from RefSeq and is a predicted model, not a curated record. The transcript has a single exon. Gene Ontology annotation, cellular component: nucleosome. NCBI's taxonomy places the organism in Eukaryota, Metazoa, Chordata, Mammalia, Rodentia, Dipodidae. Gene Ontology annotation, molecular function: DNA binding; protein heterodimerization activity; structural constituent of chromatin.